CAAACCAUCUAUCAGCUGUAGCUGUUCUUCAUGGAUCCCUUCUGCCUUGAUAUACACAUGGGGUUCCUGAAACCCCAUUGCUCGAUACCACCGCCACCUCAGAGAGGACGAGCAGAAGCAUGCACGUGUUUCAGCGGAAUGUGUGCUCUUCAUCAACGCAGGCUUUCUACAGACUGCUCGGGACAGAUGACGUCCUCUCCUCUCAGCUCUCCCACAUCCCACCGGGGGAUGCACCCAUCACUGCUGAGCCCGACUUCUUUAGGCCACUCAGGGUCUCUGCACUCCCCUAUCAGCACUCUGAGCUCACCCAUGAACGGCCUGGGCUCUCCCUUCUCUGUCAUCAGCUCACCCAUGGGGCCACAUUCCAUGGCAUCACCCGGGAUGGGCUACGGCCCCAGCAUCAGCCCACAGCUGAACUCGCCCAUGAACUCUGUCAGCAGCUCAGAAGAUAUCAAGCCGCCCCUGGGCAUCAACGGUGUGAUGAAGGUGCCAGUCCAGCCCUUGGGCACCCCCCUCUCCCUCUCCAAACACAUCUGUGCCAUCUGCGGCGACCGCUCCUCAGGUAAACACUACGGUGUGUACAGCUGCGAGGGGUGCAAGGGUUUCUUCAAGAGGACUGUGCGUAAGGACCUGACUUACACUUGUCGAGACAGCAAGGACUGUAUUAUCGACAAACGCCAGCGCAACCGCUGCCAGUACUGCCGCUAUCAGAAGUGUUUGGCCAUGGGAAUGAAGAGAGAAGCCGUCCAGGAGGAGCGCCAGCGAGCCAAGGACCGCAACGAGAACGAGGUGGAGUCGACCAGCAGUGUGAACGAAGACAUGCCUGUGGAGAAGAUCUUGGAGGCGGAGCUUGCUGUGGAGCCCAAGACGGAGACUUACAUUGAAACCAAUGUACCAAUGCCCUCGAAUUCACCCAAUGAUCCAGUCACAAACAUCUGUCAGGCCGCAGACUCCCAGCUCUUCACUCUAGUGGAAUGGGCCAAGAGGAUCCCGCAUUUUUCAGAGCUCCCGCUGGAUGACCAGGUCAUUCUUCUACGAGCAGGAUGGAAUGAGCUCCUCAUUGCGUCAUUUUCACACCGUUCAAUAUCAGUGAAAGAUGGGAUACUGUUGGCCACAGGAUUGCAUGUGCACCGGAACAGUGCCCACAGCGCCGGAGUAGGAGCCAUAUUUGACAGGGUGCUGACGGAAUUGGUGUCAAAGAUGAGAGACAUGCAGAUGGAUAAAACAGAGCUAGGGUGCCUUCGAGCCAUCGUCCUCUUCAACCCAGACUCCAAAGGCCUGUCAAACCCAGGUGAGGUGGAGGCGCUGAGAGAGAAGGUCUAUGCCUCUCUGGAAGCCUACUGCAAACAGAAGUACCCUGAACAACCUGGAAGGUUUGCUAAGCUGUUGCUGCGGCUCCCUGCCCUGCGUUCCAUUGGACUGAAAUGUUUGGAGCAUCUGUUCUUCUUCAAGCUCAUAGGAGACACGCCCAUCGAUACCUUCCUCAUGGAGAUGCUAGAGGCGCCCCACCAAAUGACAUAAUGACAUAACGCCCUCCUAUCGCCAGGGGGACACAAGGGUCUGCCACCCCAAAGGCCCCUUAGAAACUGAACACGUGACACCAUUUGCCAGAGUAAAGGAACUUUCAGAACCGCCGCUCAACUCAGCGUUUCCAAUACACAGUCAUGGCGUCCAUGGGUCUGUUUUAUACUUUGUAUAAAGAUAUAAAUAUAUAUAACACAUAAGACAAAAGAUGACAAUGGAAUUCAAGCCCACAGACAACAGUGGGCAUGGGUGUAUCAAACUAUCCUUCAGUGGGUUCAUAUGAAAAAAAAAAAAA
Messenger RNA from Sinocyclocheilus anshuiensis, 1819 nucleotides. Its product is annotated as retinoic acid receptor RXR-alpha-A-like. The record is from RefSeq and is a predicted model, not a curated record. Gene Ontology annotation, biological process: regulation of DNA-templated transcription. Gene Ontology annotation, cellular component: nucleus. The transcript has 12 exons. Gene Ontology annotation, molecular function: sequence-specific DNA binding; zinc ion binding; nuclear steroid receptor activity. The coding region runs from base 31 to 1521 and encodes 496 amino acids. Lineage: Eukaryota; Metazoa; Chordata; Actinopteri; Cypriniformes; Cyprinidae.